GAUUGAAAUCUGCGACUACCUGACUACACGCCAUGCGCUGCUGGCCCUAGCAAGGACCUGCACUGUGUUCAAGGAUCCCUCCCUUAACAGAGUUUGGUCGGGCUAUCUCGAUCCCAUCAAAAUUAGUGAUAUCCUGUCGGCUCUUCCAGACUCGGUGAAGGAAAACGCAUACGGAGAUGUUGUCGACUUCAUCCCAACGCAAGAAGGCUGGCAACGACUUUACAGUUACGCUAAGCGAGUCCGAUAUCUUUCGUUUGACUAUCGCUUCCGCGUUUGCCAACCUUCAACACAUAUUCUGCGCUGUCGACGACUUUCAAAGGGAUACUCUGCAAUACUAUACAGAGUUCAUUUCCUCUGGGCUUCUUCAACUCAGCAUGGAAGUCACGGGCAACGGCGAGAAUAGGAACUCUGAGAGAGUUCUAGAUCUUGUCUCGGAACGAUGUCCCAGUCUGGAUUGGCUGGAAGUAACUGAAGGAGUAUUCGGCCUUCAACCAAUGGACGACUGUCUAUCUCGAGUUGUAGGACGCCUACAUGUUCUCUCUGGCUUGCG
Molecule: messenger RNA, 550 nt
Organism: Coniophora puteana RWD-64-598 SS2
Lineage: Eukaryota; Fungi; Basidiomycota; Agaricomycetes; Boletales; Coniophoraceae
Exons: 2
Source: RefSeq, a predicted model, not a curated record